Ixodes scapularis (black-legged tick) is the source of this 2568-nucleotide messenger RNA. RefSeq names its product choline/ethanolamine kinase. Lineage: Eukaryota; Metazoa; Arthropoda; Arachnida; Ixodida; Ixodidae. Gene Ontology annotation, cellular component: cytoplasm. The transcript is spliced from 10 exons. Gene Ontology annotation, biological process: phosphatidylethanolamine biosynthetic process; CDP-choline pathway. Bases 95 to 1354 code for a protein of 419 amino acids. The record is from RefSeq and is a predicted model, not a curated record. Gene Ontology annotation, molecular function: ethanolamine kinase activity; choline kinase activity.
GCGACGCGUUGCCAACGGCGCGAUGACGCGGAUGACGUCAUAGGCAGGCCUCUUCAGAAGAUGCUCGAGUUGGUCCGGGUGUCAUUUGUGCGUUAUGAGCCCCGGUGUAGCUAAGCUGCCUCCUUCUGACAAGGCCAUGUAUUCUCAUAUGGGCAAGGAGAUUUCCUUUCUAGCAUUCCACCCGCAGCACAGCGAGCCGGAUGAAGUUUACAUCACCGAGGACAUGCGGGACAAGGCGUACAACAUUUGCCGGGAGUUUUUGAGCGGUACUUGGAAAAGCAUAUCCAGCAGCGACAUGGUCUUCAAGUCUGUGAGCGGCGGCCUGAGCAACCUGCUGUACUACUGUUCGCUGCCGGAGACGCACACGCCACUGUACGGCGAGCCCAGCCAGGUGCUGAUGCGCAUGUACGGCCAGAUCCACAGCGAGGGCGGGGAGUCGACCGUCACGGAGAGCGUCAUCUGCACCCUGCUCUCGGAGCGCAACCUGGGGCCCAAGCUGUACGGCGUCUUUCCCGGCGGCAGGCUCGAGGAGUACAUACCCGCACGUGCUCUGACCAUCGAGCAGCUCAAGGACCCUGAGAUCUCGCUGUUGAUUGCCAAGAAGCUGGGCAAGGUGCAUGUGCUGCAGGCACCUCUGGUCAAGGAACCCACUUGGCUCUUCAACAACAUGCAGAGGUGGCUCAAGUAUGCGCGGAGUAUCAAGGUGGACUCGCUGCCAGUCAAGGACUACACAAACGCCGUCAACCUCCUCUCGGUCGACCUGGCUGCAGAAGUCGGCUGGCUCAGGGAGCUCCUGUCUACAGUGUGUUCUCCGAUCGUGUUCUGCCACAAUGACCUGCAGGAAGGAAACAUUCUCUUCAUGGAGGGUCCUGGCCCCAAAGAAGACAACAUGGUGUUCAUUGAUUACGAGUACUGUGCCUACAAUUACCGGGGGUUUGACAUUGGGAACCACUUCUGCGAGUGGAUGUACGACUACUCCUACCCCGAGCACCCCUACUUCAAGGUCUUGCCGCACGACUACCCCCGCCUAGAGCACCAGCGGGAGUUUGUGAGCCACUACCUGCGGUCGUACAAGAUGUGCCAGACGCUGAAGCCCGAGGACAACACGCCGGGAGCCAUCAACACGGUGGAGCACGUGCUCAAGGAGGCCCACAUGUUCACCCUGGCCUCCCACCUCAUGUGGACCCUGUGGAGCAUCUUCAACGCCCACACCUCCAAGAUCAAGUUCGGCUACUGGGAAUAUGGGCAGGCUCGGCUGGAGAGCUACCUCAAGCUCAAGCAGCAGCUGUUAACGGCGGCGUCGGAGCACCAGCAGCAGGUGGACUCGGAAGCGACGCCGGCGGCAACGACAUAGGGGAAGCGACGACCUGUGCUUGCCGUCUCCUCGAAUGGACAGUCCGGACGAGACGCGUGCCCCGUUUGUUGUGCCUGACCGAGAUGGAGGCCGUGUGACGCUCCCAGACAUCUCUCCAAAGACCCGACGGAAUCUUUUAGUGUACGAGCAUUUGGUGCUCUCUGGGGGAGGAGGUUUUCGUUCUUGGAGAGUGGGACCGGCAGAAGAGAGUGUGAAACCAGGACUGAUGUGACUUCAUCCCUGUCUUCUCAUAUGCUGCCAUAAUUUCAGAGAAGACACUUUUCUGUCGGGGAACAAGACCGGGCAGGCAAACUUCCCGUUUCACGAGUCUGUGGUAGUUCUCUCUGAGCGCGCUUUGUGCACCGGCUCGAUGAACGAGUCUAGUGCCAGCAUUGCCGUUUCCUAGCGCGUCGGAUUUGCCCCCCAGCCGCGGGUGAGGGUUCGGCGAGGGUGUGCCUUACUGUAGCAUUUGCAGAGACUGCUUUUCUCGCUCACGAGGCGGGGAGACGCGACGACCGUGCGAGCUCGCCGUCGAGGUUGCGAGAAGCGGGACGAGUUUUACCUCAAUCUCAAUGAGCAUUGGACUCUAGUCAUAGGUCCCCCUGCCGCAACUGGCUCUUUGUGUUCACAAGGAGGCCUCCCAGUGGCAACUGCCCGCGUGGGAGGGCUCCACAUUCCACUAGUACUCAGUCGUGACCAAAGUGCUGCCAAUGGGGUGGGGGGGUUUCUAACGAGCUUGUUUGCAACACCUGCCAUGACAAGGUUCAGCUCUUCCAUUGUCCCACGUUAGGCUGCAAACUUUCUGGAAAGGAAGUGGCGGACCAAAAUUGUUCCCUUUUUUUUGUUGUUUGCUCUGGCUUCUUUGUUUAGGGCCAACUUUUUGCGUGUUCAGAAGGUGCAUUCAUAAGCGGCCGACAGUUGGCCAACUUCAUCCAGUGUGGGACGAACGGCUCGAUAGUUUCGGGCAGCGUCCCAAUGAGAAACGCCUGUCCUAGCUGCACGUUGCUCCAUUGAUACUGGUUUUAGUGUGCAAAUGCAUCGUCGACUAGGCAUUUGAUUUGUAUUCGUGAAUGGUGUUGGCCACUUGGGAUGGUGCGAACAUGUCCUGUCAAUCCUAAUUGGACCUAGUCUUGCAGGUGGUUUUUUAAGUGAUGGAAUAGACCCUCGGGUGAAUGUUGGAACGUAUUUGUAAAUAAAUGAAAUGCUGCAAAGUA